Molecule: messenger RNA, 1662 nt
Organism: Cricetulus griseus (Chinese hamster)
Lineage: Eukaryota; Metazoa; Chordata; Mammalia; Rodentia; Cricetidae
Source: RefSeq, a predicted model, not a curated record
AUGCUUUCUGGUGUAGUAACAGCUGCUGGGAAUAAGAGGAUAAAGGAGGCGCUUGGGAAACCAGAUGUCAGCACAGUCUCAAGCGGAUUGAAAACAGUAUGCUCAACUGUGUCCACCAGUAUACUCAUUGCCUCAUCUGAUAUAACAUCAGACAUCCAGGAAGAAAGCAUCAACAAAAGCAAGUUAAGACAAGUCUCCAAGUUCUAUGAUGGUGAUGAAUGUAUUGAUAUUCGCAAGACAUAUCACAACACGAUUAAGGAAGUAGUGCUUUUCCUUGUAUCAUCAGUUGCCUUCAGAGUAUUUGGAAUUAUGCUGAUAUUUCUGGACAUAGUUUUUGUGUCUAUAGAUCUACAUCUCGUUAAAAACCAACUUUAUAUUCCUCUGGAAUAUCGUUCGGUUUCUUUUGCUAUUGCUUUGUUUUUCCUCGUGGAUGUUCUUCUUCGAGUGUAUGUAGAAGGGAGACAACAGUAUUUUUCUGAUUUACUGAACACCCUAGAUGCCGUUGUUAUUGGUGUGACUGUAUUCAUUGCCUUCACUUACAUAUUUUAUGACAAGAAGUUUCUUGGAGAUAACCCAAGAUUGGCAGUUUUAUUCCGACCUCUGUGGCUUCUUAUUCUGGUAAGAAUUUUGCAACUGGCUCAUCAAAAAAGACACCUUGAAAAGCUGACUAGGCGGCUGGUGUCAGGAAACAAGAGACGAUACAAGAAAGAUGGGUUUGACCUGGACCUCACUUAUGUUACUGAACGUAUUAUUGCCAUGUCAUUUCCAUCGUCUGGAAGGCAGUCUUUCUAUAGAAAUCCAAUUAAGGAGGUUGUGCGGUUCCUUGACACGAAGCAUCCAAACCACUAUCAAGUCUACAAUCUAUGCAGUGAGAAUUCUUAUGACCCGAAGUACUUUCACUACAGGGUCCGCAGGAUCAUGAUUGAUGAUCAUAAUGUUCCCACCCUUGAGGAAAUGUUGUUGUUCUCCAAGGAAGUAAAUGACUGGAUGGCUCAACAUCCUGAAAAUGUUGUGGCGAUUCACUGUAAGGGAGGAAAAGGAAGAACAGGAACCAUGGUCUGUGCCUGCCUCAUUGCCAGUGAAAUAGUUUUAAAUGCAAAGGAAAGCCUUUACUUUUUUGGGGAGCGGCGAACAGAUAAAGCCAGCAGCUCUAAGUUUCAAGGCGUAGAGACCCCUUCUCAGAAUAGAUAUGUUAAAUAUUUUGAAAAACUGAAAAUUAGCUACCAGUGGACCCUCCCUGCAAGAAAAAUGCUCAUGAUAAAAAGAUUCAUUCUUUAUUCUAUUCAUGGUGUUGGAAAGGGUGAUGGGAGUGAUCUGGAAGUACAGGUAGUAAUGUGGCAAGAGACUGUAUUUUCCUGUUUUUCUUCCAAAAAUUGUAUGAUAUUUCAUGAUGUUGAAACAGACAGAGUAAUAAUUAAUGUAUUCAACUGUCCAGCUCUAUAUGAUGAUGUGAAAGUGAAAUUUCUCUCUCCGAAUCUCCCUAGCUACUAUGAUGACUGCCCUUUUUUCUUUUGGUUUCACACAGCUUUUAUACGAAAUAACAGGCUUUAUCUACCAAGACAUGAAUUGGAUAAUACUCAUAAAUCAAAAACAUGGAAAAUUUACAGUCCAAAGUUUGCAGUAGAGGUGUAUUUUGCUGAGCCAAUGCCCAGGGUUUUGUAG